This is a messenger RNA of Dibothriocephalus latus, 249 nucleotides long. The record is from the annotation of a GenBank genome assembly. Lineage: Eukaryota; Metazoa; Platyhelminthes; Cestoda; Diphyllobothriidea; Diphyllobothriidae.
AUGUUAAAGGAGAUCAAGUCGUCCCUCGUGGAUAUGAUUCUGCCCUAUCAGAGCAGCCUUCGCGCACAGAUUGACGACAAGCUUGACGUGGCGGCUGCGGAAGCCCAGAUUGCGCAGACGGGACGUUUCGAUAUGGCUUCCUAUGCAGGGCCCAUAAUCGACAUUAUGGCCACCUGGUGUGCCCCCGCGCGGGACGCUGAUGUGGCCCGUCUACGCGACAUUACCGACACUAUCGACUUCCUCAGGUAA